Microplitis demolitor is the source of this 8807-nucleotide messenger RNA. RefSeq names its product rho GTPase-activating protein 190 (gene RhoGAPp190). Gene Ontology annotation, biological process: signal transduction. The transcript has 21 exons. Gene Ontology annotation, molecular function: GTPase activity; GTP binding. The record is from RefSeq and is a predicted model, not a curated record. The coding region runs from base 835 to 5775 and encodes 1646 amino acids. Lineage: Eukaryota; Metazoa; Arthropoda; Insecta; Hymenoptera; Braconidae.
CUCAGUACCACCAAUAAUCGACACAUUUUACGUCAUAUUAUUUACAAUAAAUCAAAAUGUUACUCACUCUAAUAAUAUUAUUUUAUUAUUAAUAACAGCUCAGUUAUUUAAUAUAUUUAUUAAUAAAUUAUUAUUUGUUGAUAAAUAGGUGUACUGAGAAGUAAUUGUGGAUUUUAAAUAAAAAUUAACAAGAAAACGGCCGGUUGGCGUGCCAGACAGGUAAAUUAAUACAGUGCCAUUGUCAGAAUAACAUUGCUCAUAUUAAAAAAAAAAAAAAACAAUAAUAACGUUAAUAAAAAUAAUAAUAGUAAAUGUGUAAUCGAGCUCAUUUUAAUAAUAAUCAUUAAUUAAAUAAAUAUUAAAUAAAAUCGAUAAUAAUUACAAAUGCAACGAAUGUUUUUAAAGUAUAAUAUUAAUGUGAUGUUACGAACAAAAAUAAAUGAGUGGAUCAAGUGAUAACAUCAAAUUAAAAUGAAGUCUAUUAAUAAUAAUAAUAAUAAUAAUAUUAAUAAUAAUAAAUAAAUAAAAGUAAAAUAGUGAUUAAAAUAAUAAAAUGGCAAAAAUGUUGCCAAAGGGGACUUUUUUAAUUUUUAUAUAGAGAUUGUAUAAAUAGAUAAUACAACGACCAAAGAUAAUUAACGAUACUGGAAGUUUAAAUCGUAAAUAAUUAUUAAGAUGUGGAAAAAUAUAUAAAAUUGAAGGCCACGUUGUGUCUAAGAGAGUUAACAUUUAAACCAAGUGGCGGGUGAUAAUAAUUUUAAAAAUUAAUAACUGUUAGCUAAUCAAGUUUAGCUAAAAAUAUAUAAAUAUUAACUGUAAUAAUUGAGUUUUAACAUGGCACGUAAAAGUGAUAAUAUUAAAUGUAUUAACAUUGCGGUUGUUGGAUUGUCUGGCACUGAAAAAGACAAAGGACAAGUUGGAGUCGGAAAGUCAUGUCUUUGCAACAGAUUUAUGAGAUCACUUAGCGAUGACUAUAGUGUUGAUCAUAUUUCUGUUUUGUCACAGUCGGACUUUAGUGGUCGUGUUGUAAAUAAUGAUCACUUUUUAUACUGGGGUGAAGUAGUAAAAGUUGCUGAAGACGGUACUGAAUAUCAAUUUCAAGUAAUUGAACAAUCAGAAUUCAUAGACGAUGCAUCAUUUCAACCUUUCAAAGGCGGGAAAAUGGAGCCAUAUGCAAAACGUUGCGCUGCUACUAAAAUAACUAGUGCUGAAAAAUUAAUGUACAUUUGUAAGAAUCAAUUAGGAAUAGAAAAAGAGUAUGAACAAAAAGUAUUACCUGAUGGUAAAUUAAAUAUCGAUGGUUUUUUAUGUGUAUUUGAUGUCAGUGUGGUACCAAAUCGUUCAAUUGAAAAACAAAUUGAAAUCGUAUCGAACAUAUUGAAUAAUCUAAUAAAAACUAAAAAACCAGUUUUAUUAGUAACAACUAAAAAUGAUGACGCUAACGAACAAUAUGUAAAAGAGGCUGAAAAAUUGAUAUCACGAAAAGAAUACAAGAGCUCGAUUUCAGUUGUCGAAACUUCAUCACAUGAAAAUAUAAAUAUUGAUGCUGCAUUUCUAGUCUUGGCACAAAUUAUUGAUAAAACUAAAGUUAGAAGUAAGAUAAUACCUUUUAGUGAAGCUGCUAGAUUAAGAAAAGAAUUAUUAGACGCUUCAACAGAAUCUCUACAAAGAUUAAUACGUAUCCAUGUUACGGAUUAUCGCGCACUAUGGUCACAAGCUUCGAAAAAACUUGCUCAGCACAAAGAGUUUAAUAAUUUUGUUGAAUUGUUUGGUAUCGAUGCUACACAAAGGCUAUUUAGGCGACAUAUUAAAAAAUUAAAGGACGAACAAAUAGCUAAAAAAAUACAAGGCUAUUUAGAUAUGUUGCCAGACAUUCUCCACGAAAUUUGUCCAGACAUUUCCAGUCUUAUUAAUGAAGAAUGGUCAACAGUACAACAAUUUAUUAAAGAACAUCCAGACUUUCAUCAACACUUCUAUGAAUGCCCAGAAGAUAUAUCGUGGAUUGAUUACGACUUUGGUGAAAAUAAUACAACUAAAAUACCAUAUGAAGUUCUUGAAACUCCAGAAGCUGAAACAGUCUUCAAGAAUCACAUCAACGCUCUGCAACAAGAGCAAAGACGAUUAGAAUGGAAAAAGCAAUUUAAGCAAUUGCUAGAGGAAACUGGGUACGUAACGCCUGGAAAACAUUUGUCAGAAGUGCGAGUACUGUUCAUGGGUCGCGAAUGUUUCGAAGCGCUUUCUCAUCAUGAUUGUCAAGAAAUUUAUGACCAACAUCAAAAAGAAAUAAUUGAGAGAGCGAAACAUAAUUUUCAAGAACUUUUACUCGAACACGCGGACUUAUUUUAUCACUUCAAAAGUAUAGCUCCGUCUGGUACAAUUACGCAAGAUGAUAUUAAGGAAAUAACUGACGCUUUAAUAGAUGACUUUAGGUACAAGACAUUGGAUAGACUUGAUCAAGAUAGAAAAUUGAUGCUUUUUCAACAUCUUGGUUUUGUUCAUUGUCCAAUUAGAGAACAUUGUCCUGCAUUUCCUAAUUGUAUGGAUGCUCUUAUUGAAAGAAUACUCGGUACUAAAGCACACAGACCAUCGUCAUGGAAUCACAGUAGUCAAUGGCAAUUAACAUCUGAAAAUAAUCAAUUAAAUUUAGUAAUACUUGGUAGCAAUGGACUUGGAAGUGAAUUUGCUCAGGAAAUAAAAACACAAACAGAUGACGAUGAAGUGGAAAUUGAUUGUCAGUUAUAUACACUCGGUUAUCGAGUUAUUGACGGUGACGUUGGAUUACCCCACAAUUCAUUUACAACCUCCGAUUUUAUGCCACACGGUUCAUUUUGUAUUUACGCAAAUGAAGAUUCAUUUGAAUAUAUACGUUCGUCAUUAGAAAAAACAUUGCUCUCAAAUUUAGAGCAAGAAGAUCGAUUACCAUUUCAGGGAUUACCAAUAGUAAUAAUGUUUGUACCUGACAUAACUAUUGACGAAAUGGAGUCAAUGAGACUCAGAGAAGAGGGACAAAAUUUAGCUGACAGUUUACAGUGUCCGUUCAUUGACGUUUGUGUUGAAGAUUUGGAGCCAGAUAAGCGUUUUCCCCACUCAUUAGUUAAAGAGGCACUUCAACAGCUCAUACAGUCGAUUAAUCAUCGUGCUGGUUUUUUAAAUAUUUACCAAAGUGUUAUUGAAUGUUUAGAGCCCGAUAUCAGAAUAAUAAUGUGUAUGUUUUGUGGUGAUCCUUAUUCAGUGGAAAAUGUCUUAGGACCUUUACUGAGUCAUCAGUGUUGUUUUUUAAGCGGUGAAAAAUCAAUCGUACUUGAAACAUUUCUAGGCGACUCGAAACGACGUGUUGAAGUUAUUAUAUCAAGCUUUCAUGGCGCUAAUGCAUUUCGUGAUGAAUUAGUUCAUGGAUUUAUUUUAGUUUAUUCAACUAAAAGAAAAGCUUCAUUAGCAACUUUAAACGCAUUUUCAAUGAAUAUUCCAAAUUUACCGAUUCAAAUAAUGGCAGUAACGGAUACCGGUGGUGCUAACGCUUUCUUCAGUAAUGAUCUAUCUCACAUGCUUAUCACCGAAGGAAAUGCUACCGCAGACCGACUUCAAGCCCACUUUAUGACAUCAGCGUCUAGUUGUCAACAAAAAACGGCAUUUUAUACGCCAUUUUUCAAAGAAGUUUGGGAGAAGAAACCCGAAAUCGAGCAAGCUUUUCAUAUGGAAGAACCUGGUAAUUUAAAUGACAGCGGAGAAGGAACUUUAGAAUACUCAGCAUUACAUCCAAUGCCACCACCAAGACACGAGAGUUAUCAUCUACAAACACCAGACGAUGGUAUGUCUGUAACUUUCAGAAGUGGAUCGGAGUCGUACGAGCAAUUGACGCCUGAUGGUGAACUAGGUGAUACAGUAUUAAAUGAACAAUUUAAUGAUCAUCGUGCCACACCCAGCGAUGAUAGUGAUAUUUACAGUCAAGUUGAUUUUCAUCGGGAAGAAAGAGAACGAGAACUACUUAAAGGCGGUGAUUUCGCUAAUAAAUUAACAGGAUGGGUGAAAGACACAUUCAAUAUGCAUCAUGACGGAGUAUCAAACACGUACUCGCAUCGAGCAUUUACAACAGGCCGUAGAAACAUCUCGCAAACAAAGUCACGACCCAAAGGCAACAGUCAAACAUUAAAACAACCGGGUAAAAUAAAUUUAAAAGACUUUUCUAACGUGACGGAUGCGAUAGCACGUAUGAGUGUUGGAGAAAAAAUAGAGCAUGGUUCGAAAAUGAUGGGCCAUGCGCCACUAGCGACUCCGGAACUUGUAGAUCUUGAGUACGCUCAUCCCAAAGACGUUGUGACUAAUCUUUAUCCGACUUACGACGGAGAGUAUGCGUACGCUCUUGUACAGGAUUCUAUUUCGAAUAAUAAAUCUAAAUUACGGCAUAGACGUGAGAAGGGUCAACCAUCAUACAGUGAUUCAGAUUCAGAAUGGAGUUCGUUGGAGCGUCAGCGGGCAGACGCCCUUAGUAAGACGAAUAAAAAACCCUCAAGUUAUAAACGUACUCGUAAGAAACGCACUGCAAUACCAGUAGCAACACCAAAAGUACCUUCGCUAGCCAGUAUGGUCAGUGGAGAUGGUAACAUUGGUAUCAAUUACUCGAAGGACGACAAGAGUUGGCGUAUCGAUCCUACUGAACGUGUAUCAAGUGAAACACCAGAUAGUUCUGAGUCAAGUGAACCAGAGCACGGUACAAGAUCAAGAUUAAAACCAAAUAAACAUGCUGGUGCUGUUAGUGUGAGAAAGAGAUUUGGAAAUUCAGCGGCUACGCUGCAGCAUCCAUUCAACCUUAAACAUGUGACUCAGGAUAUGUUCAGUGUGUCCUAUGACGAAUCCAGUCUGGAUGUGUCCUCACCACGAGAAAUAAAUUCACCGAGUUUUGGAAUACUAACGAAGGGUAAGGACUGCGACAAGCUGACGCGAAAGAAAGACAAGCAGAAGGCUAAAGAGGAUGAAAAGUUGGAGAAGCGGAGGCAGAAAGAAGAGAAACUCAAGAAACACGCGGAAAAAGAGAGAGAACGUGAGAAAAAGAAGCAGGAUAAAAUAAAACAAACCAAAGGACCUGGUGGUGGUACUGGGGGUGCUGGUGCCUCGUUAACGGGCCAAAGUCAACUGUCGCUUAUUGAAGAUUUUGCACAGAGUGAAACUAAUAGAAUACCUUUAUUUUUGGAAAAGUGUGUACGGUUUAUUGAAGAAGAGGGUCUUGAUUCUGAGGGUAUUUACAGGGUUCCUGGCAAUCGUGCUCAUGUUGAGUUACUUUUUCAAAAAUUCGAAGAAGAUGGUAAUGUUGACAUACAUUUAUUGGAUAUUCCGGUAAAUGCGGUAGCAACAGCACUCAAGGACUUCUUUUCAAAACGAUUACCACCACUUAUUGACAAAGAGCGUAUGAUUGAACUAGAAAAUAUUUCCGGUGCAAGAGGUGUAAGUAAACCAAUGUCUGCUACCGGUAUGAAUAUGGAAGAUCCAAGCUGUAGAUUACUCGCCUUACGAUCGAUGCUUAAUCAAUUAAAUCCAGUUAAUUUCGACGUUUUGAAAUUUAUAUUUCAACAUUUCGUAAAAGUGGCAGAAAAUUGUAAGUUAAAUAGCAUGGACAGUAAAAAUUUGGCAAUUUGUUGGUGGCCUACAUUGUUGCCAAUUGAAUUUAAUGACUUGGGUAGAUUUGAAGCUAUGAGACCUUAUUUGGAGGACGUUGUUCAAACAAUGAUCGAUCAGUAUCCCUUUCUUUUCUGCGACAAAGAAGCCAUCGUCAUGGUUUAGUAAUGGACUAUCACGAAUUCAAAACAAAAUUAGGACCUAUAAUUAAUAAUAACAAUAAUUAUAAUUAAAAUAAUAAUAAUAAUCAUAAUAAUAUUAAUAUUAGUAUUAACAUUAAUAAUAAUAAUAAUAAUAAUAAUAAUAAUAAUAUUUUAUAUUUAAUGGGGUCCUAUUUCUCUAUUAAAAAUAAUCAUAUACAAAGCAAAUACAUUUGCACUAGUCCAAUUACACUGGGAAUUUAAAAAUAAAACUUAAAAAUCGGUCAUAAUUUGAAACGUCUGAAUUUCCAAUUAAUCAAACGGUCGCGAGUAAUAGCAACGAGUCAAUCAUGGUGUCAUAUAAGUAUGCAUGUAUUUUGAGUAUAUAUAUAACAUAUAUACAUAUUUACAAUUUAAUUAAUUUAUUUUAAAUAUUUAUAAUAAAUUACGUAGUGAUAAAUUAAUAGUACGUAAGUUUUAAAUAAUUUUUUAGCACUGUCUUAUUUUUAUUUCGCACUUUGUCAACUCAAAUUUUAAUGCUUUUACAUCAGCAUUUUAAUAAAUUAUUUAAAUAAAAAAAAAAAAAAAAAAAGAAUUUGUAAAUUAAAUCAAUAGACGUUAAUUUUUAACAAAGAAAAAAAAUAAUGAGAAUAAAAAAAAGACAUUUUUUAGGUUGUGCCAUGCCAAUCGUAUCUGUUUAUAAUUAAAAAAAAAAAUUAGAUAUCGAUGCACGGCGGUGAUAUAUAUAAUCUAUUUGCUUAUACCAUUCCGUCUAAUUAAGAAAAAUAAUAAUGAUAAUUAAUAAUUUAGUAAAUAAAACGAUUUUAUUAAUAAUUUCAAUCGUUUUAUAAUUUUAAAAAUGAUAUUAACAAUUAUAAUUAAUAAUAAUAAUAAUAAUAAUAAUAUUGAUUGAUUGAGUGAUUAAGUAAACCAAACCAAGAGUAUUUUUUACUCAAACCAAUUUUAUGGACAAUCCAUAGCAAAAAAAAGAGAAAAAAAAAAUAUGAAACAUGUCAGUGCAUCUAAAAUUCAUGUAAAUAAAAAAAAAAACUAAACAGGCUCAGACAUAAAAGUUUGUCCCGAAAUAAAGAAUAAAUUAGACUAAAAUGAUUAGCUGUCAAUGGUUUGACAUUGAAAGUGGUCAAAAUAAUAAUUAUUAAUGAUAAUAAUUGAAAUAAAUUGUCUGAAGAAAUGCCUCGAUCAAAUAAAUGCGGACAAUAGUUGUCACUAGAUGUGCCAUAGUUUAUACAAUUUGGUAUUGUGGAGAUACAUGAUCGAUUACCCUUUUUGGUAAUAUGAUAAUUCGAUAUCUGUGACGACAUUUGAGGGUAAAAUGUUUUUUUUUUUAAAUAAAAAUCGUGGUAUUUAAACAAUGACGCACAAUAACUGCCUCCAAGUAUCGCAACUGCAAAUGCGUUAGACAAUUUAUUGUCUGAAAAUAUUAAAAGUAAUAAUGAUUAUUAUGAUUAUUAUUAUUAAGGUUAUUAUUAUUGCGAUAAAUUAAAUGGAUGGUGAAAAAAUUUUUUAAUGAAUUUUUGAGCUAGGGUUGAAUUUGGAUUAGAGAUUUUUAAUAUUUUUUUUUUUUAGUUUUUGUGAAAAUAUUUAACGCAUAAUGCUCGAGUACUUUUCGUUGUAUUGCUUUGAAGACGUAUGUUUCAUCUAAUAAUAUGCUUUCUAUGUAAAUUUAUUUUUUAAAACUUUUUAGUUUUAUGAGAAAAAAAAACUAUCAGAUUUUAAUAAUUAUUUAUUUAAAAAAAAAAUAAAUUAUUACAAAUUUAUAUAAUUAACUUUUCUUUGUCACACAAAAGUUAUAAUAAUAAAACCUUUCGAUUAUUAUGUUUGUUAUUCAAAAAAGAUUUUUUUUUAUUAUAGUAAAAAAUUAAUUAUUUUAAUAAUUAAAUUAUUAACACUCAGAAUAUCUAAUAAUUUUUUUUUAUGUUUAGUAAAUGGAAUUUAAAAUAACAUUUUAUUAGGGGUGUGCAAAUCGGGUUUGAAUCGAAUCGAAUAAUUCAAAAUUUUUCGAAGACAGGAGCUUUUCGGUAAUUUGAAACAAUUUGAAUUAUUUGAAUCUUUUCGAAUGAUUUUGUCAUUAAAAAGAAAGUUUUAGAAUUAUUCGAAAAAUACAAAUGCUCAAUUCGAAGUUCUAUUUGAAUAGUUCGAUUCGAUUCGAUGCGAAUAAUUUGUAAGGUCAAAACUAUUCGUACACCUUUACAUUUUAUAUCACAAAAUAAAUAUGUUAAUUAUAAAUUAUUAAUUACUGCAAUUAAUAUCUGAUAGUUUUAUCUUGAUUGAAUGCAAAAAUUAAAUAUUACGUCUUCGAGGAUUUGCAUAGACGCUUGGAAGCUUGAUCAGUGUUAAAAUUUAUACUAAAAGAAAAAAAUAAUUAAAAAAACAAAAAAAAAAUGUAAUGUAAUAUUUCUAAGAUAACCAUUGAGUACUUGAUGAAUACUCAGUGAUUUGUAAUUGUUUCAAUUUAGUAGUAUCGAGGUUUUAUACAUUCGUACAUACAUAAUAACAUGUAACAGUGUAAUAGAAAAAAAAAAAAUUAAAAACCCAAAAAAAAAAAAUUAAUAAUAAUAAGUGAUAAAUGUGUGUCGCGUUUGAAAUUUUAUAAUUAAAGGGAUCCGAUGCAAGUGAAAAUGAUGAGCGAUCAAUGAAUUAUUUUUUCCUCUCACUGUGUAAUUAAAGCAUCUAUUGUCUAAGUUUAUUGACUAUUGUCUCGUUGUAAUUCUCUUAAAAGUCAAAAAAAAAAGUUUCUAUCCUCGUUAUUGGAUUUUUAUAAUUAAAAUAAAAAUAAAAAUUAAUAAUACUAAUAAUAAUAAUAACUAAAUAUCAAUGCCUAAAUAUGAUCUGGCAGUUCUAUCACAUAAUUGGCCUCUUCUUUUUAUAAUCAACCCCAAUAAAUUAUUAAUUAACAGGGACCUAUAAAUAAUUACCACAAUAAUUAUAAUUAUUAAUUACAAGUUAAUAUUAAAAAUUAAAUUUAAAUAAAUAAACAGCCGGUGUUUUUUACAAUGAAUUUAUUUAAGUGAUCAAUAAUGAGCCUACUCGAUAAAU